Molecule: messenger RNA, 1002 nt
Organism: Penicillium canariense
Lineage: Eukaryota; Fungi; Ascomycota; Eurotiomycetes; Eurotiales; Aspergillaceae
Product: Kelch repeat protein
Exons: 2
Coding region: 1-1002 (333 amino acids)
Molecular function (GO): protein binding
Source: RefSeq, a predicted model, not a curated record
AUGGCGAAAAUUGUUGCUAGAUGCCACAAGAUUCUGGAGGGUGAAAUCCUUCGUCGCUCCUCACAGAUUGUUUCGGUUGUUGGUGAUCGAGCGUACAUUUUUGGUGGGGAGCUGCGACCGCGCGAGCCUCGAGACAAUGAUAUCCACGCUGUUUCAUUGGGCAGCGGGAAUGCCACAAUUACUUCCGUGCCUGCAACAUCCCAGUCUCCUUCGCCGCGGGUUGGGACUGCCGCUUGUACACUGAACGGGAAGAUCUAUAUGUUCUCUGGCCGAGGCGGUGUCGCGAUGGCACCUAUUGAGGAGCAAGGCACGGUCUGGGAAUUCGACCCUGCGACAGCAAGUUGGUCAUCUAUUUUGCCGGAUGCGAGCGCAAAGGUGUUCCCGGUCGCUCGCAGCUAUCACUGCAUGGCUAGUGACGGGGAAGAUACACUGUACCUCCAUGCGGGCUGCCCCGAAAAGGGAAGGUUAUCGGACCUGUGGGCUUUCAGCCUCUCCCGGCGAGGCUGGACAGAACUGACCCCAGCAUUCGAUCCUCCACGGGGAGGCACUUCGAUCGCCUUUAUAGAUGGCAAGUUGUAUCGGAUGAAUGGGUUCGAUGGGAAUACCGAACAGGGAGGAAGUGUGGACAUUUACUCCCCUCAGACGAAUGCUUGGACCUCGCACGUUUAUUCACCCGAUGGCAAGGCAGGCCCGGCACCGCGAAGUGUGAGUUGUCUGCUGCCGGUUCGUCUGGAAGGCCGGUCAUUCUUAAUCACCUUGUUCGGUGAGCAUGACCCUAGUUCAUUGGGUCACCAAGGAGCGGGAAAGAUGUUGAGUGACGUGUGGGCAUUCGACAUUAGCAGCAAGAAAUGGGAGGAAGUUGUUGUUCAAGGAGAUCAACGUCCUCUCGCACGGGGCUGGUUUGAUGCUGAUGUUGUCGGUACAAAUGCUAUUGUGGUUCACGGUGGGCUAGGGGAAUCAAAUGACCGAUUGGGGGACGUGUGGACUAUCGAACUCUUUUGA